Messenger RNA from Leptosia nina, 228 nucleotides. NCBI's taxonomy places the organism in Eukaryota, Metazoa, Arthropoda, Insecta, Lepidoptera, Pieridae. The record is from the annotation of a GenBank genome assembly.
AUGGCGGCUACGGACAUGGUCACGCCCCUGCAGUGUCCUCCCAAAGCAUCGUGCUGCACCAAAAUCAAGGUCAUGUGCAACACGCUCCUGUUUACCAAUACCAGCCUGCUGUACUCCAACAUCAACCUCUGCACUACGCCGCACCCGUACAACACCAGGAUUAUCAUAUUCAACGCUGUCGUCCACCGCGAAGGUCAUGCUUCCCACGCCGUUCCUGUUCAUCAUUAA